Molecule: messenger RNA, 1390 nt
Organism: Cuscuta epithymum
Lineage: Eukaryota; Viridiplantae; Streptophyta; Magnoliopsida; Solanales; Convolvulaceae
Source: the annotation of a GenBank genome assembly
UUCAAACUUGAAGACAUCAAGAAAGGUUAUGAAAAGUAUAUACAGAGUCGUGCUUACUCCAAUAUCAUGAGUGAUAUCAGGGGAAAACAGUCUCCAACAAUGAAUGACUUCACUUGGGAUGCUGUUGAAGAAUAUAAGAGAUCUAAGCAAUUUCAGACGACAUCUAUUUCUGGUAAGAGGAAUCGUAUUGCCUGUGGGGACAAGUGUAAACAAUAUGGAAGUUCUCAGGCUGCAUUUGAUGUGGCAGGCCAAGAGGUGAAUAUUAAAUUUAUUUUUAUAUAUGUCUCAAAUUUUAGUUGCUUCAUUGGAUGAUGGUUUUGCAUUUUGUUUUGGUUGAGGAUUACCGGUGAACAUAUAAAUCAUGUGAAACAUUGUGAGACCUUCCAUCCAAAGAAAAGGAAGAAUGGAGUGUUAAUCGAUUAUUCAUCACAACCGGAAGUUAUGAUAUGUAAUUACUUUUCCGCUUUUUGGCUCUCUAUUUUGAAAUGAAUUCUUCGUAUUUGAAUGUUAUUGUAGCUUGAGAAAAUGUUGAAUAUUUAAGUAGCUAAAAAACAAGUGCUUUAGACAAAAUAUGUAUAUGAAGCUUUCAAUCCUUUAUCUGGUCAUAUAAUACAUGCAAUAUUUUCUGUUUUUAGACCCUCAUUGAGUGUUUAAGUGUAUUGUAUAUAUGGGUUGUGUUUUCUAUUUUUAGCCUCUGCAUUAAGUGUGUAAAUGCAUUGUAUAUACAAGCAAUAUUUUUUGUUUUAGCACUUGCACUGAGUGUUUUCUAUUUUCUGUUUAUCUGGCCAUAUAAUACGGGCAAUGUCUUAUGUUUUAGCCCCUUAUUGAGUGUGUAAAUAUAUUGUACAUAUAUGAGCUGUGUUUUAUGUUUUUAGGCUGCUAUUAAGUGUGUAAAUGCAUUGUAUAUACGGGUAGUGUUUUCUGUUUUUAGCCUGUGUAUUGAGUGUGUACAUGCAUUAUAUAUAACGACUGUUUUUUUUGUGAUUUUAACCCCUACUUUGAGUGUGUAAAUGCAUUGUAUAUACUUGCACUGUUUUCUAAUUGCGAAUUCAACUGAUUAUGAGGAUUUGAUUUGCUUAGUUACGUUAUCUCCGUGCUUCCCCUCUUGCUACUAUCCAAUUUGCUCAAACGCAUUGAUAUGGAUUUGAUAUGUGUUUGAUUAUUUUUAACUUGUUCGGAUAUUUUUUGGAUAAUUACUCUAUUUGGUAACUUUAUUUAUGUAAGAAUUGAGAUCAAGAUUGUUUUAGAUCACCACUUUCCACGUAGUUUAUGGUAUUAAAUCUGUAAACAUUUUUUGAGAUUUUCUGAGCAAUUGUGAGUUGUGUCGUUGUUGUAAAAAAAUGGCAGUGUUUUCUUUUCAAUUUUGUAGUAUUUGAAAUUUGAAGUUUUU